Molecule: messenger RNA, 1116 nt
Organism: Myxozyma melibiosi
Lineage: Eukaryota; Fungi; Ascomycota; Lipomycetes; Lipomycetales; Lipomycetaceae
Product: U3 small nucleolar ribonucleoprotein IMP4
Exons: 3
Coding region: 138-989 (283 amino acids)
Biological process (GO): rRNA processing
Cellular component (GO): Mpp10 complex; nucleolus; small-subunit processome
Molecular function (GO): rRNA primary transcript binding; snoRNA binding
Source: RefSeq, a predicted model, not a curated record
CUAUCCCAUCUUCAAACUCUAAAAGUUUUUUCGAGGCUUCGAUCGCUAAACUCCCAAACUGACGAAGCCAAUCCUGAAAAAAUCUCAGAUAGCUGUUGUUCUUCUUAAUAUUACUAUUCUAUACACAGACUGUGACAAUGCUGCGCAGACAAGCCCGCGAACGGAGGGAGUACCUCUACAAGAAAUCCCUAGCUCUGAAGGAGGCAAACAUCGUCGUCAAGCGUCAGCAGCUACGAGCUGCACUUGCUUCGGGAAAGCCGUUGCCGAAAGAGAUUGCUGAAGAUGAGGAGCUGCGGACGGAUUUUAAAUAUGACGAGAGCAUGAAAGAGGAGAUUGACGACGAGUAUAGCGCCCUGAGUGGGAUCCAGGAUCCGCAGGUUGUUGUUACCACGAGUAGAGAUCCCAGCACCAGAUUAUCACAGUUUGCAAAGGAAAUACGGCUGAUGUUUCCCACAUCCGUUCGACUGAAUCGCGGUAACUCCGUCCUCCCCUCGCUAGUCAAGCUCUGUCAGACAUCAGCUACCACAGACCUAGUGCUUCUCCAUGAGCACCGUGGUGUACCAACAGCAUUGACGGUCACUCAUUUCCCCCACGGCCCGACAGCUUCUUUCUCUCUUCACAACGUCGUCCUGCGACACGACCUCGAAAACGCCGGCUCCGUGUCAGAAAGCUACCCCCAUCUGAUCUUUGACAACUUCACAUCCCCGCUCGGCCAGCGAGUCGUGCAGGUUCUCAAGCACUUGUUUCCACCCGGAGCCAAGAAGGAUAGUUCGCGCGUCAUCACUUUUGCCAACCGCGGCGAUUUUAUUUCCGUCAGACACCAUGUUUACGUGCGGACGAAGGACGGCGUCGAGCUGGCCGAGGUUGGUCCCCGGUUCGAGAUGAGGUUGUAUGAACUGCGCCUCGGUACGAUUGACAGCAAGGAUGCGGACGUGGAAUGGAGAUACCGGGGCUUUGUCCGGACCGCGAAUAAGAAGGACUAUUUGUAGAUUAGAGGCAAUUUAUAAGAGUUUACCCUUCUAGUUAAUAUCGACGUAGGCUACCGCCACUACAGGCUCUAUAACCAGCAGGGUUAUUCAAUAAAUCUGACUGAAUAAUACGAUGAAAGAAACAGCG